CUGGCACGGGGAGGUGUGGCAGAUGUGGGUGUUUACAGCUGUGUGAGUGUGCUUACACACCCGUUUGUGUGUAUUUACACACGGGUGUGUGCUUACACACGUGUGUGGGCUACACCUCUGUGGGUGUGUGCUUGCACACUCGUUUGUGUGUGCUACACCUGUGUGUAUGUUUCCACACCCGUCUGUGUGUGUUUACACACCCAUUUGUUUGUGUUACACCUGUGUGUGUGUUUACACACCUGUUUGUGUGUGUUAUACCUGUCUUUGUGUGCUUGCACACCUGUUUGUGUGUGUUUACACACCCAUUUGUGUGUGUUACACCUGUCCAUGUGUGUUUACACACACGUUUGUGUGUGUUACACCUCUGUGUGUGCUUGCACACCCGUUUGUGUGUGUUCACACACAUGUGCAAGCACGUGGCCCCGGGCCAGGGGCUGCCGCAGGGCGUGGGCAGCCUGGGGUUGUGCCAGCCCCCUUCACCUCGUCCCCUCCGUGUCCCCACACCGGGCAGGGUGCCUGCUGGGGUCCCUCUGCCAAUGCCAGCACCCUCACGGGCUGCCCUGGCAGGCAGCAGGUGACACUGGGGGGCACGGGGGUGGCAGUGCCACUCUGCUGCCGUCCCCUCUCCUGCAGCUCCGUCUCUCCCGCAGGACCAUGGUGAACGCGGCUUUCACAGAGAUCCGGGAGGCGGCUUUCGCCCACAUCCCCUCCCUGCAGUUCCUCCUCCUCAACUCCAACAAGUUCACGCUGAUCGGGGACAACGCCUUCGCCGGGCUCUCGCACCUGCAGUACCUGUUCAUUGAGAACAAUGACAUCCAGGCGCUCUCCAAGGCCACUUUCCGUGGGCUCAAGUCCCUGACACACCUGUCCUUGGCCAACAACAACCUGCAGACGCUGCCACGGGACCUCUUCAAGCCACUGGACAUCCUGAGUGACCUGGACCUCCGUGGCAACUCGCUGGCCUGUGACUGCAAGAUCAAGUGGCUGGUGGAGUGGCUGGAGAGCACCAACACCACGGUCCCCGCCGUCUUCUGCAGCAGCCCCGGGCAGUUCGAGGGACAGCGGAUCCGGGACCUGGCGCUCGGUGACUUCCAGUGCAUCACCACGGAUUUCGUGAUGCACCAGGUCCUGCCCUUCCAGGCGGUGUCGGCCGAGCCCUUCACCUACGCCAGUGACCUGUACGUGGCCCUGGCACAGCCCAGCGCCAGCAGCUGCUCCAUCCUCAAGUGGGACUACGUGGAGCGCAAACUCCGCGACUUCGACCGCAUCCCCGCUCACUCAGCGGUGCACUGCAAGCCCAUCGUGGCGCAGGAGCAGCUCUACGUGGUGGUGGCGCAGCUCUUCGGCGGCUCCUACAUCUACCGCUGGGACACGGCCGUGGACAAGUUCAUCAAGAUCCAGGACAUCGACAGCCAGAAGAUCCGCAAGCCCAACGACAUCGAGGCCUUCCAGAUCGAGGGCGACUGGUACUUCGUCAUCGCCGACAGCUCCAAGGCGGGCUCCACCAGCCUCUACCGCCUCAACCAGAACGGCUUCUACUCCCACCAAGCCCUCCACGCCUGGCACCGCGACACCGACGUGGAGUACGUGGAGAACGACGGCAAACCCCGGCUGAUCAUCUCCAGCAGCUCCCAGGCCCCUGUCAUCUACCAGUGGAGCCGGGCUCAGAAGCAGUUCGUGCCGCAGGGCGAGGUGGGCGAGAUGUUGGAUGUGCAGAUGGUGAAGCACUUCAGGGCCAAGCGGGAGCAGUUCCUGUGCCUCAGCCGCUACAUCGGCGACUCCAAGGUGGUGCGCUGGGAAGGGCAGCGCUUCGUGGAGGUGCAGACGCUGCCGUCCCGCGGCUCCAUGGUGAUGCAGCCCUUCGCCGUGGGCCAGCGGCAGUACCUGGCGCUGGGCAGCGACUUCUCCUUCACCCACGUCUACCUGUGGGAAGAGGAGAAGCAGAAGUUCGCCAAGUUCCAGGAGCUGUCGGUGCAGGCACCGCGGGCGUUCCGGGCCGUGCCGGCGGCCGACGUGCAGCUGCUGCUGGCGCCCAGCUUCAAGGCCAACACGCUGGUGUACCGGCACGUGGUGGUGGACCUCAGCCUGUAGCUGGCACCCGGAGAGCCACCGGACAUGCAUGUGCCCACCACCCCUUGUCCCACCCCCUGUCCCGGCCGUCCGCCUUCACCCAGCCCCACGGUGCCUCAGUUUCCCCACGGUGCU
Messenger RNA from Serinus canaria (Common canary), 2205 nucleotides. RefSeq names its product leucine rich repeat LGI family member 3 (gene LGI3). NCBI's taxonomy places the organism in Eukaryota, Metazoa, Chordata, Aves, Passeriformes, Fringillidae. Gene Ontology annotation, cellular component: synaptic vesicle. The transcript is spliced from 7 exons. Gene Ontology annotation, molecular function: protein binding. The record is from RefSeq and is a predicted model, not a curated record. The coding region runs from base 328 to 2091 and encodes 587 amino acids. Gene Ontology annotation, biological process: regulation of exocytosis.